Messenger RNA from Cheilinus undulatus (humphead wrasse), 1896 nucleotides. RefSeq names its product E74-like factor 3 (ets domain transcription factor, epithelial-specific) (gene elf3). Bases 106 to 1326 code for a protein of 406 amino acids. Gene Ontology annotation, molecular function: DNA-binding transcription factor activity, RNA polymerase II-specific; sequence-specific DNA binding. Gene Ontology annotation, cellular component: nucleus. Gene Ontology annotation, biological process: regulation of transcription by RNA polymerase II; cell differentiation. NCBI's taxonomy places the organism in Eukaryota, Metazoa, Chordata, Actinopteri, Labriformes, Labridae. The record is from RefSeq and is a predicted model, not a curated record. The transcript is spliced from 9 exons.
CACAGUUACACGCUGGUGAGAGAACAGAGGAGAUAAACGAGGAUUCACACCAAGCCCCGUUUCUACUUGCUACGCUUAGAGGCUCAUGCUGUAAACAGAGGCUUCAUGUCAUCACCGUGCCUCAGCAGCGUUCUGACCAGUGCCAACCUCGCCAUGUACCAGACGGGCGACGUCCUGCUGCAACAGACUGCCGUGCUGCCCAGUAUAAACACUCUGCAGACCAGUAGCAUCCUGCAGACCAGUAACGGCAUCCUGCAGACCAGUAACGGCGCCCUGCAGACCAGUAGCGGCGCCCUGCAGAACAAUAACUCAGCGUACAGCUCCAGCCUGAGAGGUCAGUGGUACGGACAUGUCAGUCCUCACUGCUGGUCCACAGAGAACGUUCUGGAGUGGAUCAGCGAUCACGUGGAGUCUUCCAAGUUUGACGCCAGGACGCUGAGUCUAGCCUGCUGCACCAUGGACGGUCCCACCCUCUGCCAGAUGAGUCGGGACCAGAUGAUAUCUGACUUUGGACCACAGCUUGGACAACAGCUGCACCAGAGUCUGCAGGAACACAAGACCAAAUAUGAGCUGCAGAUGUUUUUGGGAUCAGAACUGAACGAGACGUGUCAGCUGCUCGACCGCUUCCUGGACAACCUGGACAACUUCCCGUUGCUCAGCACCAUCAAAAUCGGCCAAACAGCGGAAGGAGAUGCUGGAAGGAGAGAGCCUGACUUUAAGGACGAGUACGAUCUAAGCGGCCUGACUCUGGAGCCGAUGACGCCGUGGGCGGACUCAGAAUAUCAGUCUGACAGCGAGUUGAGCUCCUCGUCCAACAGCUGCGUGUUUGGAUUCUCCUCCCUCGGCUCCCCAGAGUCCGGCAGCGGUGAAUCGGACCCCGAGUUCUCCCUCCCCAGUAUUUCUAAGGUUCACAUCAAAACAGAGAAAGGAGAGUGUCGUCUGAAGCGACCCCGGGGCCGGCCUCCUAAAGCCAGCAGGGAUCACAGCAGCAGCUUUUAUGAGAAUCCAAAGAAGAACAAACAUGCUCCGCGCGGUAUCCACCUUUGGGAGUUCAUCAGAGACAUCCUCAUCCAUCCCGACAGGAACCAGGGGCUCAUGAAGUGGGAGGACCGCCGUGAAGGUGUCUUCAAGUUCAUCAAGUCUGAGGCUGUGGCGCAGAUGUGGGGCCAGAAGAAGAAGAACAGCAGCAUGACUUAUGAGAAGCUCAGCCGUGCCAUGAGGUAUUACUAUAAAAGGGACAUCCUGGAGCGCGUUGACGGCAGGAGACUCGUCUAUAAAUUCGGAAAGAACUCCAGCGGCUGGAAGAUGGAGGAGGUCGGCAUGUGAAAGAAGAACGUUUGUGAUUGGUCAGAAACAGAACUCUUUAAGACACAAACUUCCUGUCAGAGGGAAGGUGUUGCAGAAACUGUAAGCCAGUGUUUUUGGCUCUAGUAGGUUUUAUGAACCAUUAUUAAUGUUGAAAUGUUCAGCUCUGUUUUUUAUAACUACAGAAAAGAAAACGUAUAUAUUUAAGAAGUUUGAAUCACGAUUAAACAGAAUUUAACUUGUUAAUUCUGGAGCUUUAAAUUAGGAUCCAACAGAAAUGAAACUGUUUUUUCAAGUUUUUAAAUCAGGAGUAGUGGACAGUUUAUAAUGUCAUGUGACAUUAAUUUAAUCUUUUUUUUAAUUUUUUGUGUCAGUUGUGUAAAAAUAUCAAAUCCAGCUUGAUGUGAAUGAUGGACAAAGUGUUGGUGUUUAAGUGAAGGACAAAGAGAAUGAUGUCACUGAUUCUUUAUCACCUAUAAUCAAUAACGAUGGUCCCUCCAUGUCUACAAGUAUCACUUAUUUUAAAGUGUUUAUCACAUUUUACAUAUCAUCACUGUUUGUAUGAAUCAACAAUCUGUAGCACGUUUGUUU